Messenger RNA from Cryptotermes secundus, 3035 nucleotides. Its product is annotated as solute carrier family 35 member E1 homolog. Gene Ontology annotation, cellular component: Golgi apparatus. Gene Ontology annotation, molecular function: antiporter activity. The transcript is spliced from 6 exons. NCBI's taxonomy places the organism in Eukaryota, Metazoa, Arthropoda, Insecta, Blattodea, Kalotermitidae. The record is from RefSeq and is a predicted model, not a curated record. The coding region runs from base 594 to 1742 and encodes 382 amino acids.
AGAGGAAAACAGAGCUGACUUGUCCAGAACCAUUUAGACAACACCUAAAGAGAGAUAUGUCGCAAAUUUCAUUCCCUUCCCCUCUGAUAAAUAGCUUGGUGAACUGUUAUCUGUCGGAACUUCUGGGUUUUUGGAGUUAUCGGUUUUGCCGUUAUCGGUUAAUGAUAUACAUGGAUAGAUCAUGUAAGCAUUAAAUGUGGAAGAGAGGCUGAGCACGCUACUCAUAAACGGCAUUUAAAGACACCAGAGUGUCCAACAGCAUUAUAUAAAGAACUACUGCUACAAAACUAAUAUUAACUCUGCAACUGAAUUAUUUUUGGUAUUCCUAUUAUCAUUCUGUAUUUCAGGUGUUCGUUGCGUGUCUUAGCAUAGAUUAGAGAAGCAAGGCAUAUUUCUAAGUUUGUUGGUUAUGUACGAAAGUAUUUAAUUUGAUUACAUAUACAAACAUAGUUUUGACCCCUGUAAUAAAAUAUUUUGAAAAUAGUGUGUAGAAUAUGCGAGCUCGGUUUAAGAGAAAGCUAUUUAAUGUCGCUAAAGACGUUUUACUUUUGGUUAUAUAAUGACCUACAUACGACACAGAACAGCAUGCCAGCAUGGCUGACAGAAGGCAGGCGAAGGAGGUGUUUACAGUUUUAUUUUUUUGUAUAUUAUGGUAUGUUGUUAGUUCCAGUAAUAAUGUUAUUGGGAAGAUGUUACUGAACGAUUUUCCAUAUCCGAUGACGGUGACUAUGGUUCAGUUAACAUCCAUUACCUUAUAUUCUGGCCCGUUUUUCAAUAUGUGGGGUGUGAGAAAAUUUGUUGACAUUAGUUGGGGUUAUUAUACGAAAGUGAUUGUACCACUUGCAUUAGGUAAAUUUCUUGCGUCUGUGUCGUCUCAUGUUAGUAUCUGGAAAGUACCAGUUUCAUAUGCUCAUACAGUGAAAGCUACAAUGCCACUUUUUACUGUAAUUCUGUCGAGAAUAAUUCUGGGAGAGAAACAAACACUAACAGUGUAUUUAUCUCUUAUACCAAUAAUUACAGGAGUAGCAAUUGCAACAGUGACAGAAAUCUCCUUUGAUAUGAUUGGUUUAAUUAGUGCACUGAUUGCAACUAUGGGCUUCUCACUUCAAAAUAUAUUCUCAAAAAAGGUGCUACAUGACACAGGUAUUCACCAUCUACGUUUGCUACAUAUCUUGGGUCGUCUAGCACUAAUCAUGUUUCUUCCUGUGUGGCUGGUAGUUGAUCUACAAAAUGUUAUGCAACACCCAACACUGGUAUCUGGUGAGGAUUAUCGUGUAUUGGCACUCCUGUUUCUUGAUGGAGUUCUCAAUUGGCUGCAGAACAUAGUGGCUUUCAGUGUCCUGUCACUGGUAACACCACUCACAUAUGCAGUUGCUAGUGCGUCAAAACGAAUAUUUGUUAUUGCUGUAUCAUUAUUUAUGUUAGGAAACCCAGUUACAGGCACGAAUAUAUUUGGAAUGGCACUAGCAAUAUUUGGAGUUCUCUUCUACAACAAGGCAAAAUACGAUGCACGCCAGUCACUGAAGCAGCAGACUGUGCUGCCCUUAUCACAUCAGUUGUGGCAGAACCAGACUGGAUAUGUUCCGUACGCAAGUUCUCCACAGCAUUCAGUCAUCGAGCAGAAAAAUUCUUACUCUAGUUCCAACAACAGCUUCUUGAAUGGUGGCAUCCACACCAUUAAUAACAAUAUCAGUAUUAAUAAUAAUAAGAGUAACAAAACUGGGAACUUAUUUUUUGUAUGAUAUAACAAGCUGCUUUUAGUAUGAAGAUAUAUAUUACUGUAUUUUAUAAAAUUGUAAGGUUGUACAAGCCUUGAUAUUUAUUAAGUGUAAGCAUAAUAUUUAUGCUCCUCAUAAAAGCUAAGAAGAAUAAGAAUUGGUAUUAUAUUUCAGCAUCCUGUUUGCAUUGGGGCAUCAUUUGUAGUCUUGUUUUCCAUCUGUAAUACAGGGAGGACAGAGCAAUAUGUGGCACAUCCACUGGGACACAUAAAUGGCCGCAAUAUAAAAGAUAGGAAGAAAACCAUCCUAUGACAUCAAAAUUAAUGAUAGACAUGCCUUAAUGAAUACAAUUUGACCAAGCGCACAGUGCAGUAGACUCCUUUAAAAGAUGUUACUUGAAGAUGGCCCUGUGUGGCUGAAACAUAUAGCAUAUACAUUGAAUGUACAGAUUUUAAUGACAUUUUAAACAUUUAAGGAUUUACAUUCAUGUUUUGUUGAGGUAGUUACAUCAUAUUUCAUGUGUAAAUCAGUAGAAGUUACCAGUAUUUCACACUGCACAACCAGUGGUUUCCUUCCCAUGCCUAGGAUCAAAAUAAAUGAUGGAAUUUAGUUGUAUUCCAGCCAGGUGAUGGUAAAAGGCAACCAGGAUUAGGCUGCCCAACAUAACAAAAUUAAUGUAACUACACCGACAAUACAGAAAUGAAACAAUAUGAUAUGUGGUGAUUCACUAGGGCACAGCCUCCUAUGUUGGAUCACUGCAGUGGUUACCACUGCUACAAAAGGAAAGGCUAAGUCCUGUUGCAGUCACUAAAUAGUCUUCCUGUGUUCCUCUAAUUCAGAGUUUCCUGAAUUAUGUAAUAAGAAGGUAACAGGGCAGAGCCAGAUGAUAAAAACAGCACAGAAUUAGAAACCUGUAAGACAAGAGUGAGAAACAUGACAGGGGAACAAUGGAAAGGGCAUUGAAGUUCCCGAAUUCAUGAACAGAAAAAAGAACUGAUUCCUGGAAAGCAUUAAUUAACAUUUAUUUUGCUUAAGAUUUCAAUAUGGUUAAAGAAACCGCCUUCCAAAAGGCAGAAUUUAAGCACUAGGGUCAAUCCUUUCUCACUGUCCAAUUUCUUCCGUCCCUUUAGCAAGUUUACACAAAUUGAAAAGGUAAUCUAUGCAGACUCAUUAUUCACUGGUAAUUAAAUAAAAUCUGUACACUUACUGAAAAGUCCAGUUGAAUUUGCAAAGUAACCAGGCAGACUGAUAUGUAUGUACAAAUUAUGGUGAUGUCACAUUAAGGAAGAAAGAAAUAUAAUGUAUAAUGCAUGCUGA